AUGGCUGAAUCAACAAAGUCAGAACUAGUUCUUCAACAUUCGAUAGUUAAUGCGGGGAGUCCAACCUCCCCUUCAACACCAAAUUGUAUCUCUUCGCUUUAUGUUGGGGAUUUGGAGGAGAACGUCGAUGAAGGUCAAUUGUUUGAUCUCUUCAAUGAGGUGAAGCGAGUUCAUUCCGUAAGGAUUUGUCGAAAUGAAGAGAACGGGGUUUCGUUUGGUUAUGGCUAUGUGAAUUUCACUAGCUCAGAAGAUGCUAAUAUUGCUCUAAGGCUUUUAAACUCUAAAAGAUUGAAUGGCAAACAAAUUAGGAUCAUGUUCUCUGAUCCUGAUCCUACCAUGAGAAGAAGUGGCAUAGGUAACGUAUACAUCAAAAACUUGGAUUCAUCCAUCGACAACAAGGAGUUAUAUGAAGUAUUUUGUGUGUUUGGUGAUGUUAGUACAUGUAAGGUCGUUGUGGAUAGCCGUGGUCGAUCAAAAGGUUUUGGUUAUGUACAAUUUCAAAAAGAAGAAGAUGCCAAAGUUGCGAUAAGAAAACUAAAUGGAAUGUUGAUAAAAGGCAAACAAGUCUAUGUUGCCAAAUUUAUUCACCAAAAAGAACGAAAUGAAGCAAACAAAUCACUAAAGUUUACUAAUGUGUAUGUAAAGAAUUUUCCAGAGACAACAACUGAGGAAGAUUUUGUACAAGCUUUUGGGAAGUUUGGUUCCAUUACAAGUGUUGUUAUCAUGAGAGACAUGUAUGGGAAGUCUAAAUGUUUUGGAUUUGUGAACUUUCAAGAUCCAAAAGCUGCAACUGAUGCUAUUGAGGGGUUGAACAACGAUGGAAUCGGUUGGUAUGUUAGGAGGGCUCAAAAGAAAACUGAACGAGAAAUAUUGGAAUUAAAAGCGAAUUCUGAUCAGGAUCGAAAAUUGCAAUAUGAACAAAUGAAAGAGGCUAAUUUGUAUAUAAAAAAUCUUGAUGAAACCAUUACAGAUGAUGAAAAGUUAAAGGCUUUAUUCUCGCCGUUUGGAACUAUUACAUCUUACAAGAUCAUGUUUGAUUCGCGAGGGGUGAGCAAGGGUUUUGGAUUUGUCGCUUUUUCUACCCGAGAGGAAGCUAAGAAGGCUAUGGUUGAGAUGAACAGGAAGAUGGUAGGAAGAAAACCACUAUAUAUUUCGGUAGCGGAACGAAAAGAAGAAAGAAUGGCUCGAUUACAGGCGCAAUUUGCUCAGCCCCGAGCAUCUGGUUUAGUGACUCAUUUGACUACAGAUAAAACUGGGGUCCACUUGGGUGCACCAGAAUUGCAAAGUCGUGGUUAUGGCUUGAUAGAUGAACCAAUAAUGGUUGGAUAUGGCCCUUCUAACUUCAUGGCUCCGGUAAGAACCAGAAACCCUCAUGUUAUGCUUGGGCAGGUGAUGUGUGAUGGUACUCCUAACCAAGACUUGGUAAAUGUGUUCAGUGGGAGAAAUCUCAUGGACAAUCAAAUGGAUCAAGUUCUCAUGGGCAAUAACAUGGUUCGGUUGCCUUUCAAUGUCUCAACAGAAGUAACAUCGUCCUCUGAUGUUCAUCUUUUUGGACUAAUUGAUACUACAAAACUUGCUUCUGUUUUGGUUUCUGCUAGUCCAGAAAACCAACAUCAGAUCCUUAGGACAUACUUGUACCCUUUGGUGGAGCAAAUUGAGCACAGGAAUGCUACAAGUGUAACAGAUAUGUUGCUUGAUAUGGACAAUUCUGAAGUGCUUCAUUUGAUCGAAUCUCCAAAUGAGUUAAAGAAGAAAGUUGGUGAGGCCAUGGCUCUGCUCAUUUCUACACUUUCAUGUGUUGCAAACGACGAUGAUCACUUUGGCUCGUUAUCCUUGAAUUGA
This is a messenger RNA of Lactuca sativa (garden lettuce), 1842 nucleotides long. RefSeq names its product polyadenylate-binding protein 5. The record is from RefSeq and is a predicted model, not a curated record. Gene Ontology annotation, molecular function: RNA binding. NCBI's taxonomy places the organism in Eukaryota, Viridiplantae, Streptophyta, Magnoliopsida, Asterales, Asteraceae.